Molecule: messenger RNA, 2196 nt
Organism: Ochotona princeps (American pika)
Lineage: Eukaryota; Metazoa; Chordata; Mammalia; Lagomorpha; Ochotonidae
Product: butyrophilin-like protein 1
Exons: 10
Coding region: 411-2075 (554 amino acids)
Biological process (GO): T cell receptor signaling pathway; regulation of cytokine production
Cellular component (GO): external side of plasma membrane
Molecular function (GO): signaling receptor binding
Source: RefSeq, a predicted model, not a curated record
CAGGCAUUUCCUGCUCAGGUUGCUGGGAUAGCUUUCACUUUAGAUAGUGGCAGAACCAAGAGAGGGGCUGGCGUUCGUGGCUGGGAGGGCUCAGUGGACCUCGGGGCAAAGGCUCUGCAGAGGCUGCUGCAGCUGUGCCCACUCUGCUGCAAUGGUCUUCUAGGAGCCCAUGGUAUCCUCAGAGUAGGAGCCCUGAGCCCAGCAGUUGACCUGGAAGUGGACUCAGUGACUCUGAGGGCAGGUGGCACCUUGGAGAGUAGAUAUCCUGGCUUCUGGGGUCUCUGUGGCUCUGAAGUUUCUGGAUGUGAUGCGUUUAGAGAUCCUGCAGGAAGUUACAGCCGUUCACAUUGGAGACAAACAGGAGCAGGUCCAGCUGUCUCCUCCCCUUCCCAUCUCCUAGCUCUGAGGAUAUGGAACAUGGCUACCGCCCCACUCUGCUAUGCAGUCUCCCCUCACUGCUUUUCCUUGUGCAGCUGUCCACAUGGGGCUCUGCAGAUGAAUUCCUGGUAACUGGUCCAACCGACCCGAUAGUGGCAGUGUUGGGUGGUGAUGCCACUCUGCCCUGCUCCCUGUCACCAGCCAUGAAUGCAGAGGACAUGGAGCUGCGGUGGUUCCGUUCCAAGUUCUCGGAAGCAGUGCUCGUCUAUCAGAACGGCCAGGAGCAGAAUGAGGAGCUGAUGCCCCAGUAUGCAGGGCGGACCUCACUGGUGAGGGAUUUCCUUUCCCUGGGGCAGGCUGCUGUGCGCAUCAGGAACAUCCAGGUUUCAGACAAUGGGAAGUACACCUGCUUUUUCCAGAAGGGAGAUUACUAUGAAGAAGACAUUUUAGAACUGAAGGUGGCAGGCCUGGGCUCUGCCCCACAAGUGCACAUUGAAGGACCAGAGAAGGAUGGAGUUCGUGUGGUUUGCAAGGUUUCAGGCUGGUUCCCAAAGCCACAGGUGCAGUGGAGAGACGUCCGCGGAGAGAAGUUCCUGGAGUUCUUUGAGGUCCACACCCAAGAUGCAGCAGGGCUGUUCAGCGUGGAGGCUGCUGUGGUGGUGAGAGACCGCUCUGCAGGGGAUGUGACCUGUUCCAUCCUCAAUCCCAUCCUGGGCCAGGAGAAGGUCAUGGCCAUCCCAAUCCCAGAGCCCUUCUUUCCUCAGGCCUCUCCUUGGAAGGCAGCUUUUGCUGUGAGCCUGACUGUGCUGGUGCUGCUACUGGGUGUGGCUGGCUUUGUCACCAAGAGAGAACACUUUGCAAAGGUGUGGGAGAGGCAGAGACAGAAGGAUCUGAAACGGGCUAAGGAGGAAGACCAGCAGGCAAAGGAGGAGGCUCUGAAGUCCAAAGAUGAGCUCCAGGCAGAAUUCGAUAGGAGGAAGGCAGCGUACCAGGCUGCCUGGAGGAAGGCGCAGCUGUAUGCUGAUUGGCGGAAGGAAGAGUUCCAGGCUUGGUCUGUCACUCUGGAUCCAGACACUGCCCAUGCUGACCUUGCCAUCUCUGCUAAAGGAACCAGUGUGACCUGGAGGGCUUCCUGUGUGAACCCAGAUGUCCGCUGCAGUGUGUUGGGUUUUAAGAGCAUCACAUCAGGAAGAUGUUACUGGGAGAUAGAGAUCAGGGAUGAAAUGGGUAGCGAGUGGACUCUGGGGGUCUGUAGGGAGAAUGUGAUAAGGGCAGGGCCAUAUAAAGAAUCCCCAGAGAAGGGGUUCUGGGUUAUAGGGAGAUUUAUAGAUAAAUACUUUGCCUUCACCAUGGAAAACACAGCUCUAUCCCCUAGGCAGAAUCCCUGCAGAGUGGGAGUCUUCCUGGACUAUGAUAGACGGGACAUCUCCUUCUAUAAUAUGAUUGAUGGGUCCCACAUGUUCUCAUUCUCCCCAGCAUCCUUCUCUGAACCCCUCUUUCCAUAUUUCAGUAUAAAGUCAGGAGCUGUAACCCUGAGCUCCCCAGUGGGUGGGUCUGACAGGCGCCCUGUGACGCUGAGUGGUUCUCCUUCUUUGGAAGAGGCUGGGAAGCCCCCAGGAGCGGGACUCAACCCUGGCUCUGGUACUGUGGGUGCUCUCCCAGGGGCUGAGUCUCCAUUACUUCCCUGCCCCCCAUAGGGCCCCUCCCUCCCUUAUUCCUCAUAUGACCUUUCUGGUGCAGCUGACUCGUUGUGACUAAAGCCUCUGUGGAUUGUCCUGGAUGUCCCAGUAGCCUUUAAAAUAAAUAAUCACAUCUGUU